CUGUACCGUCGUUAGUACGCAGGUUUCUCGCGUCACACUUAAACGCCAGUCGGCAGUUUGGCAACGGAACGCUCCCCGCGGCCGCAAUAAUGUCGCGCGCCGUGCUUUUUAUUAGUGUUUUUACCAUAUUUUUGGACGUCCUCCAUGCUGGCCAGGUGAGUGAGCCGAGCGGGGGCAACCCUUCGACUACCGCCCGCACACAGGCAAGCAGCGGGGCGGAGCCGCAAGUGGCGGUCCUCUGCGAGGCCAGCUCGACGUACCACCCGCAGUACAUGUCCGCUGCUGGCCGGUGGACGCCCGAUCUCACCACCAAACCGCACAACUGCUUGAAGGACAAGAUGGAGAUUCUCGACUACUGCAAGAAGGUGUACCCAAGCCACGACAUCACGAACAUCGUGGAGGCGUCCCACUACGUGAAGGUCAGCAACUGGUGCAAGCUGGGCUCCGGCAACGCCGCCAAGUGCAAGGUCACCAGAUGGGUCAAGCCUUUCCGUUGUCUUGAAGGUCCAUUCCAAUCGGAUGCUCUGCUGGUUCCGGAGAGCUGUCUCUUCGACCACAUUCACAACCAGAGCCGCUGCUGGCAGUUCGCCCGCUGGAACGCCACUGCAGGCCGCGCCUGCGCGCAGCGUGGUCUCCGCCUGAGGACCUUCGCUAUGCUCCUGCCUUGUGGGAUCAGCUUGUUCUCUGGAGUCGAGUUUGUGUGCUGCCCGAAGCACUUCAAGGAGAACGUGAAAAUGCAUAAGCCCAUGGACGUCGGCGUGCCCGUGAGCCCGGGAGGCGAGGAGAUGCUGGCGGCCUCAGCGGCCAUGGACGAGCGGGACGAUGACUUGUUGGACGACGAUGACGCGCUUGAUGAUGAUGACGAUGACGACACUCUGAACCUGAGCGAUGACGAUGAUGACGAUGCUGAUGACGACAUGGAUGAAGAUGAAGACGCGGAUCUAUCUAGAGACGAUGACAAUGAGGACGAUGAUUAUACAGACGGUGACGACAACGCCUGGCCACGGCCCGAGUCCUCGUCCGCACCAUCCACCACCCCCACUACUACUACUACCACUACCACCACCACGGCGUCUACGGCAACAUCUGACCCGUACUUCUCUCACUUCGAUCCGCGCACCGAACACCAAAGCUACAAGGAUGCUCAGCAGCGCCUUGAGGAGACCCAUCGUGAAAAGAUCACCAAAGUGAUGAAGGAGUGGUCUGAACUUGAAGAGCGAUACCAGCAGAUGAUGACUUCGGACCCCAGCUCCGCGCAGACUUUCCGGCAACGCAUGACCGCUAAGUUCCAGGCUAACGUGCAGGCUCUCGAGGAAGAAGGCGUGGCCGAGCGCCGUCGGCUUGCAGCCCUGCAUCAGCAGCGUGUCUUAGCGCAUCUCGCACAGCGCCGGCGCACCGCUCUUGCCUGCUACACGCGCUCAUUGCGAGACACGCCACCCAAUGCCCACCGCGUCCAGAAGUGCCUGCAGCGCCUCGUGCGCGCGCUGGCGGCCGAGCGCAGCGGCGCGCUGGCCGCGUGGCGCCGCGCCGCCGCCGCGGGCCGCGAGGCCGCCGCCGCCGAGCGCGCCAGCGCCGCCGACAGGCUACAGGACGCCGACCGAGCCCUGCAACGCGCUUUAUCCUCCCUGCGCCGACGCCCACAUCUGUACAACAACAUUGGCACUGCAAUUGAGGAUUACGUUCAGUCCAUGCAAUCCAAAGACGACAUGGCCGUAUCUCUUAUGUCAAUGACCCCCGAGGCCGAAGAGCUGCUUCUGGACCGCAUCGAGGCCGAAGUGCAAAGGGAACAAGCCGCCAGGGAACAGCUGAGCGCCAAGAGAGACCAGCGCACCCGUCAGCGACAAGAUAUUCAAGAAGAAAGGGCUAGGACCUCCAACGGCGUGAAAGAGAUAGAAGAGACCGACGACGAAGCGAGCGAGGUCGUCGACUCGGAGGAGACUACCCUCGCGCCCACCACGCAGGCGCCGCUGCCGUCCUCCUCGCACGCCCCGGCCGCGUCGUCCGUCUCUGUCCACGACAUCACCACCCGUGCUGCCUACACACAGGAGACAACCACUACUGAGGUCAUUACCAGCACGGUCACGGAGGUACCCGAGGUCGAGACUGGCGAGACCGACGUUGUGGGCGAGACAUCCAGCCGACGAUCCACUAGCGAGACGGAAGGCGAGGGACUGCGGGCAGCGUUGGAACAGGCGGAGGAGCACGCGCCGCCGCCGCAGGCGCACGCGCUCAAGCACGAGGUGUCGCAUUCUCAACCUGGAUACACGAUCCGCAGCUCGGGCAACGGCGGCAGCGGCGCGCUGUACCCGGCGCUGUGCGUGGGCGGCGCCGCGCUGGCGGCCGCGGCGGCCGUCGCGCUGGCCGUGGCGCGCCGCCGCGACCGGCAAGCCCCGCAGGGCUUCGUGCAGGUGGAGCAGACCGGCGCCGUGGCCCCGACCCCCGAGGAGCGGCACGUGGCCAACAUGCAGAUCAACGGCUACGAGAACCCGACCUACAAGUACUUCGAGGUCAAGGAGUAAGCGGCCGACAUCCCCUCCCGCCCGGGUCGCACCGUCUCGUGGAUCGUAUCAGUAGCUUAUACGUUUUAGCCCGUGCCAUAUUUAUGAUCCGAUCGCUUGAUCCGACCGGUCAAACGUCUGUCGACAAGACUACUAGAUUGUCAUUUGUUUCAGACGGGCCGUCGUGUCAGGCGGUCGGACGGCUAAAUAUGGCAUUGUAAACGCAGUUUCAACCACUGCAAGGAUCAGACCUGUACAUAUCUCGAUACAAGGUCUCGUUGAGCCGAGUGUGUUUCGUAUUUUCCGAUUUGUUGUGGCGUGUGCUAGUUAUCCCUAUACAGGGUUUUUCGCCCUUCACACCUAAAUCUUUGCCCUUUAAUUAUUUAUGGAAUGAAUGUGUGUGUCCCUUUAGUACUUUAUGCCCGGUGGGAGGUUCAUCCAACAACAACACGACGGCUUUUGUAAAGUAAACUUUAACAACAUCACAGUAGGGUUCAUUUUACAAGAGAUUUUCACUUGAGAGAUGUAGGAUUUAAUCAAUACCAGCUUUAUUCUUUGGUUACUUGAGUUGAUAUUGCAAAGCUUGCGUGAUUUAGUGAACAUUGGUUUGCGGUUACUCGCAAUUUUACAGGAUAUUAUCGAGUAUCAUUUGGUAUGUGUAGUUAUUUUUGCACCAAAAUAUUUAUUAUUAUUUCAUAAGGUUAGACUAAGUUUUUGUCUAGUGUCCUAGAUACUCAUAAGUGUCACCUUGUAGUGGAGUUUUAAAUUUAAGUUUUCGAGGCCGCAGCCUCGGCGACAGUGUCCAAUGAGUAACUUACUUUAGAUCUUCUUUUGUAAUUCUAAGACUUCUUGAUACAUUUCAUGAUUGAUCUCAUUUUUUCCGUUUUCACGUAAUAUUAGUUUAGUAAUAAUGUCUUUUUCCCGUUGAACAUUGUCACCGGGGUCAGUGGAAUAAACGUCCAUGGUACGCUGUGUAAAUAGGCUCCGCGUACAAAUUCGAACCUAAAUUACUUACUCUUAAAGCCCGCUUUCCUUUACUUUUUUAACGUAGGUAGAACAUAACGUGAAUUUUAUGUAAUAAAGUGCGAAGAUAUAUUUUAAUAAUAUGUGUACUUAGCGAAGGGACGGGCGGCCAAGCCGGCGCGGGCGAGAGCUCACUCUAGUCUCCUUCUAGUCACCGUGUCUCUUCUAGUCUUGUCCUCUCUCUGUCUCCCUCGGACCCUUCGAGUCUCCGCUCUCCCCUUCCUGCUCGCCCGCGGGACAAUACUCACAGUUCCCGAGCGCCCUGUACUCAACGUGUGUUUAUAUAGGCGGACCAAUCAUCCGCUCGAAAUUUUUGAUUAUUGUAACAAUUUUGCGAAAUCAUAAAGUGAAGCUUCGUUUAUCUAGUCAACAACAUAGAGGCAUCUAGAAUAAUUCGGCAUUUUUCGGCUACGGUUGUGUACACACUUUGGGUACUCGGUCGCGAAGCAAAUAAGCUUAGUAAGUGUAUGUACGGUUAUUAUAUAAGUAGAUGUACAAAAAGUAAUACAUUAUUAUAGAUGUUUUAGCGUCAGAUACAUAGAUAUAAAGCAAAAUAUAAUUAUAUAUCGCAUUCGUCCGUUUAAAGUAAGGGCUUGCGCUCGUGUCUAAUCCCACGUACCACACUUAAUGUUACGCCGUAGUUAAGAUGUAAUUCUGCCUCAGUAUUAUAUACAUUUAAGCUUAUUUGUUACAUAAGCUAAUUUAUAUACACUAUUUCUAUUCGUUUCGGGCGUAGUGGCGUUACUACAUAAGGAAGUCAUAUCAGAAGCGCCACGGCGCUACUCGAUGCGCGCCGCAUAGUCCGAGGACGAGUGUAGCAGCAGGACGGCCGGGUGUGAGGCGACGGCAGCGCCGCGCGCGGCGAGUAGGCAAAGCGCCCGCGGCUUGUCUUACCGCAUUUACAUAAGUUACUCACUGUUUAAAACGUAAGUUAAUCCCGCAUCAAUCGCUGUGUAUUUUUAAUAAACUGGAACUUACAAGUCGACCACAUAUUUUUUUAUUGGAAAGUUUUUGCUCAAAAUCCAGCUGUCACCGUUAAAUAUCGGGUGUUUUAAAUUGAACAAGUAUUGUAUAUUCGUGGUUCGUCAAUAAUAUUUGAUGUUGGUAGAAUACCUGGUUUCUGUACCUUUCCUUGUCACUUUCAUGUAUUUUAAAUAAGUACAUUAUAAUAAAUGGUUUGAUGAUUUUUGUGUUUA
This is a messenger RNA of Cydia amplana, 4717 nucleotides long. It is a transcript of the gene Appl, whose product is annotated as amyloid-beta-like protein. The coding region runs from base 90 to 2519 and encodes 809 amino acids. The transcript is spliced from 18 exons. The record is from RefSeq and is a predicted model, not a curated record. Lineage: Eukaryota; Metazoa; Arthropoda; Insecta; Lepidoptera; Tortricidae. Gene Ontology annotation, molecular function: transition metal ion binding; heparin binding. Gene Ontology annotation, biological process: central nervous system development; axonogenesis. Gene Ontology annotation, cellular component: neuronal cell body; neuron projection; membrane.